GCCCAUUUAUUUCACCUCGGGGUCCUCCUCCCUCCGCCGCUUCUUGAUUUCCCAAGCGAAUUCCCCCCGCCGCCAAACAACCACCACUCCUCGGUUCUACUCCUUUCCAGCCCCUGCCUAUAGGCAUUUAUUUCUCUGCCAAAAUCCUCUCUCCAGAGACACGGAAAUGGCGUCCCAACCCCAGGCAGGCCGCUUCACCCAGGGAGUGGCGGCUCGUGCCCCGCCGCCGGCCUCCGUUGAAGGCCCCGCCUACCGCGCCACCCUGCAGAGAUGCGUGGCGCUCGUCGACUGGUGGCUGGUGAGGGGCGAAGACGACAAGAUCCGUGUUGCUGGGUACCCUGAGAGGAAUCGAGCAGCUCGACUAUUCUAUUCUGAUUCCAUUACAAUGCGGCAUGCUGAUGGCACCCUUGAGACUGCAGAUCACAAAAUUCUAUUAAUUAGGGGUCCAUUAAAUAUCAGACAGAUGCAUUGUAAUGGAUUUCCUUAUGAGGUUUCUAAAUACUUCCGACGUGGUUUUCCUGUUCAAUGGGAGCAAUGUGCUAAUUCUAACAUGAAACAGAUGAAUGAAAACACACAAUCUCCAUCAAAAUCAACUGAAUAUUAUAUAGAGAAGUUCUUGCGUGGCAGCUUUAUCAAUUCUGCGGAAUAUAGUUUCAUGGAGGCUGAUUUCAAAUCAUCUAAAGGGCCUACUGGUAAUACAGAUGGACCUCCCAGCCAAGGGCUUUCAGAUUUGUCUAAUGGAAUACCAAAAGUUCAGGAACCUACUGGAGAUGGUGCUGAUUAUCAUAACUCUGUGAGCAUCACGACUGCAUCUGAGGGAUUAUGUAAUGGCAGAAUCGGUAUGCCUGAUGAAUCUUGUGAAGAUUCUGGGCCUGGAGAAACAUAUAGUGGUCGAACAAGUCAAGCAGCAAAACCACGUGAAUUACAAGUAUUGGCCAAAGGGUUGAGUCCAGCAUUUGGACUUCUUCAAUGUUCAAAAGAUAACACAGGCAGAAGACUGCGGAGUGGCAAAGUUUGUGAAAUGUCAAAUGGUGCUUCAUUUAAGAAGGGUAACACCAAGAGGAAGACAAUGCAGCAUGAGACAUUGAAUGUGAAUGUGGAACCAAUUGAAGAGACAACAUCCCCUUCAGAUCCGACUUGUCAUGAAAAUGGUGGCUCAGUUACUCAAAUCCCUGCUGCAGAUGAACUUCACUCACAACAUUCAGGUCAUAAAGGAAAAGGGAGAGGAAGACCUAGAAAGAGGGCGAGGACCGAGGAGGUGUAGCAUCGAGCAUGGUUGUAGGAUGAGGAAGAUGCUACUGCUGUGAAACGGUUGGCAGAACAGUUCUUUGCAGGCCAACUAUCUAUGUAUGUAGGUGCAUCUGGAGACUAUGUUACAAACCAAUUCACAUGUGCUGAUGAUGAGCUCAAGUACAACAGCUUCAGAUGUAUCUCUUCCUAGCUUUCUACAGCUGAAGGAGCUGCUCAUGGUGGCUGGGCGUCACUGGCUUAUCUCACGGAUCACCCAGAGGAAGCCUCAUCUAUCCAUGAGGUGAUCUAUGCAACGAGGUCCAUGUCUGAACUGUUGUGAGACCGGUAGUUUGUAUAGGUGAUCGUGUUUCAUCGAAUGGCUUUUGGUUCCCUGGUCUGUAUGAUCGGGCUCCAGGAAGUUGGUCCCAGGUAGUAGCUCUUUUUGGAAGUAGCAAGAUGGGUUGGGUAAAAACUCAGAAAAACAUCUGGCUUCUAGACUCACUUUUCUGUGAUGACUAUGGUUUUGUACUUCCGUUUAUUAAAUGGAACCGGGGAGAAAUCCAUGUGAAUCUAAAAAAGAAGUGCUGGUGUAUUACUCA
Molecule: messenger RNA, 1829 nt
Organism: Lolium perenne
Lineage: Eukaryota; Viridiplantae; Streptophyta; Magnoliopsida; Poales; Poaceae
Source: RefSeq, a predicted model, not a curated record